Diorhabda carinulata is the source of this 4723-nucleotide messenger RNA. RefSeq lists its product as uncharacterized. The record is from RefSeq and is a predicted model, not a curated record. Gene Ontology annotation, molecular function: ubiquitin-protein transferase activity; ubiquitin binding. Lineage: Eukaryota; Metazoa; Arthropoda; Insecta; Coleoptera; Chrysomelidae. The coding region runs from base 187 to 4500 and encodes 1437 amino acids. Gene Ontology annotation, cellular component: LUBAC complex. Gene Ontology annotation, biological process: proteasome-mediated ubiquitin-dependent protein catabolic process; protein linear polyubiquitination. The transcript is spliced from 5 exons.
AGUAAGACGCGUUCAACAUCGCGUCGAACACUUUCAGCAUCCACACGGCAAACUCUUAAAAUACACAUUAGUUGAUAAUUUUCCUCGCCAGUGAAACACCUCCAUGAAUUUCAACAAAAAUGAUCCACUAAGGUCGAAAUGGGUUUUAUUAUUUUUCAAACGACAUGAAUCUGACCAUCCGAGACGAUGAGCUUCAAACAAAGAAUACCCCCCGAUAAUACCGAACAAAAUCUUGGCUGUGAUCCAACCACGAAUACUUCUAAGCGGAAUAGUGGUCUUUUUGCUUUCUUAAAAUGGUUCAAGCCCUCCACGUCCCGAGAAUCCAUAGACACGGAUUUACAAAUAUCUCACUCAAGCAGCUGUGAUAGCAUAAAUUCCUCCCAUAGUGUCGGUACGGUGGCUUCUUUUUCUUUUAUUGCACCUGGUGAUUAUAAAAAUUGUGUUUCGGAAAAGUGCAUCGCCCUCGGACCUGAAACUGAUACAUACAAAGCAAGACUGAAACAAAGGGAUAAAAUCAGGGAACGCGACAAAGAUAAAAAUCUCACAUUACGCAAAAAAUAUAAUUUAUUUUUCAAUAGAGAUUCUUUAUUGAAAACGAAAACUAAAAAAGUGGAAAUUGAAAAUUCGAAAAGUUUACCGUUAAUGACGAAGGCUGUUAUGGAAGAAACUCAAGAGGGAGUUAACAAAGUGGUACAUCGUCGAACAAACAGUGAAUCGUCAAAAAUUAAAAAAGCGGGAGCGUACGUUCACGUGAAAGGUAAGAGGAAAGCCCCACAACCGCCAAACUCGAAAAAUCCAACUGACGACUCAUCUAGUUUAAGAAGAAAAAAACGUGUAGCACCUCCGCCUCCGCCUCCACCUCCGAUGGCUUCCGAAGAAAAACAAAUAAUAGAAGAAAAGACUGAUAAUACCGUGUACGAAGACGUAGGAGUGAUUUGUAAUGAUUCCUUAAAAUUAGAUCACGGAAUAUUACGAUCGCUCAAAGAAUCAGAUGCGAUUCAAAAUAGCUCAUCGCUUUCCCCCUCUUCGGCAAGGUCGAGCGUCGUCGAGGCUCCCGUCUCACCUAGAGCAUGGUAUAAAAGAAACAUAACCGACAAAACAAAAAAAGAAAAUAGAUACGAACCUAUAGAAAUAUUACCCGAAGUUCCCUUUUCGCGAAAUUCCACUUUAGAUUUAACCACCGAUGACAACAAAAUAGAAAGAAAAAAAGACGAUAAAAGAAAAUCGGGUAUGACUUUUCUCACUAAUAUAAGCGAAUUAGAUAGAGAAGCAUACGAAAUAGUUAAAAAUAAAGAAUCGGUAUCGAAUCUAGAGGAAAUACCGGAAUUUAUGCGGCCGAAAAAUACCAAAGCGGAACAAGAAGAAUGGGUCGUAUCACCAAAAAGAAGAUCGGCCAGGGAUCUAAUAGCUAAAUUUAACGCCAUAACUAACGUUAGAAAGGGAGUUUUCGGCUCUCAAAAAGUUGAAAAACAAACCAGUCUAGAUGAAACUAAACGUAGACAGGAAUUCUUAUUGGAAAACCAUAAAAAACGUUUGGAAGAAAUCGAUAAAAAAAAUACUCCUCUAAUGAAAUCGGAAAGUGCUAGUGCUAUUAAACCCAAAAAAGAAACGCCAAAAUUAGAAAAAAAAAGUUGGCAGUGUCCAAAGUGCAACGUAGAAAACGAUUAUUGGAGAAUUAUAUGCCACGUGUGUUCAAACAUUAAACCGUAUUUCGACGAUUUUUCCUCAACACCCAAACUUGAUAAAAAAGAAGAAAAAAGCGUUCCAAAAGAAACUACGCCUCCGAAGAAAAUAGAAAUGAAUUUCGAAAGAUCAAAAACUCAAAUUGGAUUUUCCGCCCUUAUAAACUAUAAUAACAAAUUAAAAACCGGAAAUUCCUCUAAUAUAACCGACGAAAAAAUAGAAGAUAAUAAAAAAGAAGAAAAAGAGAAACUAAAAAAGAUGUUGAUCGAUAUGAAAAACUCUUUACCGAAAAGAAAAUCGCACAUUUCACAAAGAAAGAACGCGUCUAGUAUUAUAUUCGAAAACACUGAAGAUAUAAUUAAAAAUAACGAAGAAAAUAAAGACGAAUCGAUGAAUAAGACCGAUGUUAAAACACAAGAAGAAAAAGUAGCGGAAAUUUUAAUUGGAACAACCACAACAGUUUAUGAAAAUAUCAAAUUAAAAAAAACUGAUAAUCCGAAACCACUAAAAGUAUCUACUUCAGCUCAAACGACCGCCGCGGUCAAACAACAACUUCCAGCUUCGACCAUAACUAAUUUAAUAGAAGAUCAAAGGAACAAAAAGGAUUUCAAGUUGAUGCAAUCCAAAGAUUUUGAAAAUAUCUAUUCGCAAUCGAGUCAAUCAGCUGCCAAAAUGUACGCGAAUCUAGUCAGGAACGACGAACUUUCUCUCUUUUUCAAUAUCCCGAAGAAUGUGAAGAAAGACGAAAAAACUUGUAGAAAUUUAAACAGAACAGAUAGUCUGCAGAUAAAUAGAUUGUUAAAAAAAUUGGAGGUGUCCAUUUCGAAAGGAGAAUUGACCGACGCGUCCAACAUUGCGCGGGAAUUGGCUUUACUUAAAGUGAAUUGUUCCGUUAUUAGACAUAAGACGUUAGCUUCCAGGGAAAAAACUAAAAAAAUACAAAUUGAAAUGUACGUUGAAGAUAAAGUUUCCCAUAGAGGACCGUUUCCAGUUGAAGUAACACCGGACCAAACAUUAGCACAACUGAAAACCCAAAUAGAAAAAGAGUUUGAGAUACCAGUAGCAUUCCAAAGAUGGAUACUGGGUAAAGAAUUGGUGACUGAUGAUAGCGCCCGCUUGAAAGACUACGGUUUAGUCAAAGAAGGUUGUCCAGUAUUUCUGUAUUUGGUAGCACCAGAAAAAACGACGGAUGUCAAAAAAACAACGGAUACAAGAGACAUGCCUUCUACGUCAAAAGAUAAAAGUGUAGUGAAAAUUACAGAAUCAAAAGUAAAAACAAACAUCACAAUAAACAAUAACCAAAAUGAUAGUUUCACUAAGAUAGAUGAAAAUACUGGAGGAAAUCACACACCAAAGAUAGUUGACGUAAUACCAAAAGUAACGGAAUUAGUGACGAAAAUGCCUAACGUUGUCAACGUAUCAAAAGAAGACGUAGAUAAAACUAAAUCUACAAGAGUCGAAGUAAAAGUUUUUCAAAAACCUCCUAUUCCAGUAGAAGUUUUUAAAGUAGAAAUCAAAACCGCACAACCACCGGAGAUAGAACCAAUACCAAAACGUACCAAAAACAUAAUUACAGAAACAAAUAUUCAAAAACCCAUACACGAGAUGAUUCCCGAAAAAGAACCGCCAAGAACACCCAAAGAAAACGUACUAGAUCCAACAUUAGAAGUAAAACCUAUAGUCCAGCACGUUUUUCCUACAAUUCAAAAUUCCUAUCAACUUCAAUCACAACGAGAUGUUUCAACAAAACCUAAAAUUUCUCAACCGGAACGUAAAUCUUCCACUGAAGAACCAAAAACUGCAACACAAUUACCACCAAGUACAUCUAACAACCCUCCAAAAGCAAAAGAAGAAGAAGAUUUCUCAGAUUACGAAUCGAAAACUCUGAAACCUCAAAAAGAAUGGGAAUGCCAUUUGUGUACAUUACUGAACCCGAUUACUAGUAAUAUCUGCGCAGUUUGUUCCACCAUAAGACUGAGAACGAAAGUGGAAACAGUAGAAGAAAAACAAAUCGAAAAGAAGCAAGAAGAAACUACGAAUAUAAAAGAAGAAACUCGAGCAUUAACUUAUAUGCAAUUACUCAAUUUAGACAAUACCGAUUUAAUAGAAAACGCAGAUACGUUCACUUGUUUGGUAUGCUUCUUAGACGUUGGUCCGAAAGAAGGAAUCACGCUUCGAGAAUGCUUACAUCAAUUUUGUAAGCCUUGUUUGGCGCAAACCAUCGAAUUUUCCGACGAAGCCGAAGUUAAAUGUCCUUAUAGGGACGAAAACUACGCUUGUAAUAUCAGUUUGCAGGAUAGAGAAAUUAAAUCUUUAGUAAGUUCCGCGGUUUACGAGCAACAUCUCGCGAAAUCGGUCGCUCAGGCCGAAAACAAAAUUGAUAAUUCGUUUCACUGCAAAACGCCAGAUUGUAAAGGUUGGUGCGUUUACGAGGAUAACGUCAACGAAUUCAAAUGUCCAGUUUGCAGAAGGACAAAUUGUUUAACUUGUCAGGCGAUUCACGCCGGUAUGAAUUGCCGCCAAUUCCAGGAGAAAAUAAAGGAUGACGCUAAUCUUGACGAAGGUGGUAAAAAGACAAAAGCCAUGUUAGAAGAAAUGGUGCAAAAAGGAGAAGCGAUCGAAUGUCCGACUUGUAGGGUGAUUCUAAUGAAAAAAUGGGGUUGUGAUUGGUUGAGAUGUUCCAUGUGUAAAACUGAAAUUUGUUGGGUGACUAGAGGACCUCGAUGGGGACCUAUGGGUAAAGGUGAUACUUCAGGUGGUUGCCAGUGCGGUGUGAACGGCGUCAAAUGUCAUCCCAAGUGCAAUUAUUGUCAUUAAAUAAAUUCGUUUUUUUUUUAUUCUCGAAUAUUCAUCAAAUUAUUCUGUUGAAACUGCAUUUUAGAGGAUUUUAAAAUAAAUUCGUCUUGCAAAGGAAAGAAAAAUGUACAAACAUAUUUAUUUGAAUCAUUGGAAGCAAAGUGUUCAAUAUUUUAUAAAAAUCAACAAUUUUUAUGACACGUCAGACAAAAAAAAACUGAAAAUAAAUUAAAUUAUAAUGACA